This is a messenger RNA of Physella acuta, 1315 nucleotides long. Its product is annotated as heavy metal-binding protein HIP. Gene Ontology annotation, molecular function: protein binding. The record is from RefSeq and is a predicted model, not a curated record. Lineage: Eukaryota; Metazoa; Mollusca; Gastropoda; Physidae.
ACCAGUCUGUGAUCUACAGCGAGCUAUGCCAGGAACUUGAGUCAGCAACCACGUCAGUGUUGGACGUGGCGUCACUCAUUAUAAGUAAGAACACAUUUAAUUCAGGUGCUACGGGGGUUGAAGCAGGACCAUCUUCACAGUCAACACCACAAACUACAGCAACUAAAAAGUGUGACGACAAUGAAUUAAAAAAUCAAAUCAAGAAACAAGUUGAACAUACAGCAGAAAUAUUGUCUCGACUAGAACUGAUAGAGACAGCUCUCUCUUCUCUACAAGACACAAAACAAAAGACUGAAGACGAUAUAUCAGAAAUAAAACAAUGGAGAGACAACUUUCUAUCAGAACAAAAUGAUACAGCUGAAAAGUUUUUUAGUCAACAGACAGAAAAUAUUGGAAGCCUUAGACAACAAAUAAAUGAACAAGAUAACAAAGUAAAGGAGCUGAACAAAGAAUUUGAAAGUUUAAAAGAAAAAGAAUCCAAGUCCAACAAAACACUAGAGAGACUGUCUCUAGAUAUGAUAGAGCAUGCAAACAACUUACACACAAUAAAUAAAGAAAUGCAAGUUCAUACAAAUAAAACAGACAGUAUAACACAAGAAGUUAGGAUCCAUUGCUCAAUUAUUUCUACUUUACAAGACAAUACAGCAAGCAAAUUUAAGGAUAUGUUUGCAAAGAUUGAUAAAAAAAUGCAAGAUGUUUUGAACUUUAAAGCACAAAUACAAGAUGUUUUGAAGCUGGAAAUUAAAGUCAAUAAUGUUUUAAAAUUUGAACAGAAAGUGAAGGAUUAUUUGAAACUUGAACAGAAAGUCAAUGAUAUUAUGAAUUUUGAACUGAGAAUGAAAGAAAUUUUAAAACUUGAAGAAAAAGUCAUUGAUGUUUUAAAGCUUUCACCAGUUGUUCAUUCUAUUGAGUCUCGUGUGUGUAACAGGUACCUGUGUCACAUCCAGCUGGCACAUAGCGCACCCGUGGGUCGGGGCUCAAUCAUUGCAACAUUCAGCGAGGUACGGGAAUACUACGGUAACUGCUUUAAUCAAACCACCGGGAAGUUCGUCGCGCCCCAAGACGGCCUGUACCUGCUAUGUUUGACCCUACAGCAGUGUGCGGAUAAACAGAUCCGAGUCGGCAUUUAUGUGGGGGAGAAGUGUAGCCAGACUGUCCAGGUGACAUACGCCGGGACAAGCGCUUCUGGAUCAGUUGUGGUUGACAUCAAGAAAGGUCAGAGUAUUUAUCUUCAUGUAGACUUCGCGGACCAAGGCGCCAAAUUGUCAAGUCUCAGUUCUUUUACUAUAGUUAGUUUAUAGAUGUACGAAUUAUC